AUGGUCGAAUUGUCCCAUUUCCAUUUGCUCCGCUCAGUCGGAAAAGGAGCCUUUGGAAAAGUACGAGUCGUCCAGCACAAGCGAACAAAGGAGAUCUACGCCCUCAAAUACAUCAACAAAGCAAAAUGUAUCCGGAUGCGAGCUGUCGAGAAUAUCAUUCAGGAACGUCGGUUACUGGAAGAAGUCGAAUUUUCGUUGAUCUGCAAUCUGCGGUACGCCUUCCAGGACGACGAAAAUCUCUUCAUGGUCUUGGAUCUCAUGCUCGGAGGCGAUCUUCGCUUCCACUUGGAGCGUGCCGGACCUAUGCGCGAGGAUGUUGUCCGGUUCUAUGUUGCAGAACUGGCCCUCGCUCUUGAUGCACUUCAUGCACGCCAUUUGAAGCCCGAUAAUGUGCUACUGGACGAGCAUGGACAUGCGCAUCUGACAGACUUCAACAUAGCUGUCUACUUCAACCCUACGAAGCCAUUGAUGUCUGUCGCAGGAAGCAUGGCCUACAUGGCGCCUGAGGUGCUACUCAGGAAAGGCUACUUUGAGUCGGUAGACUGGUGGAGUCUUGGCGUCGUCAUGUUUGAGCUCCUCUUUAGCAAGCGUCCAUUCCGAGGCAAGAGUAACGAUCUGUUGACAAGUUCAAUCUUGCGGGACCCCCUCCCAUUCCCUGAAAACUUGUGCGAACGCGACAUCAGCAAGCGCCUCGGUUGUACAUCAGAAGGUUUGGAUGCGUUCAAGAAGCACCCUUGGUUCGAAGGAAUCGAGUGGGACAAACUUGCAACCAAGGAGGCAAUACCUCCCUUCGAGCCCGACUCGAAACGUGCCAACUUUGAUGCCACGCAUGAGCUAGAAGAGCUUUUGAUGGAGGAUAACCCACUGAAGGCCAAGAAGCGAGCUCAGACCACACCCGAGACAGAGUUGUCGACAGAGAUGCAGAUGAUGGAGGACAAGUUCAUUGUGUACGACUUUACCAAGGUCAAGCGGCCGCAAUCUGUCAAUCGAGGCCGUAUCAUUCGCCCCGCCACCAAUGACUCUAGGAUGAACAGCGGGACUUUGGAUGGUGUCGUUACACGGACAGGCGGCAGUCGGUCAGACGAUGUGCCCAUGACGACCUCUGUCAGGACAAGCAGGCCCGACAGUCCUAGUGAUCGUAUCGGGCAGGGUCGCUUCAGCCCAGAUGAGGACCAAACACCCCUCACAGAACAAACGUACCGGACAUCACCGAUGAACAGCCCUACAUUGGAGAACAACUACCGUGCAAAUGGGCAGAGCAUGGUCCGUCAAAAGUCUGACUCUGAGAAGGCAGGAUACUUUGAAACCCAACAGAAACAGCAACAGCAUCCUCAUCAGUCAUCACCUUUUAAUACCCAACGUCUGGAACUGCAGAGCGAGGCGAUCAUUCUGCCACCAACCUCACUCCCUCGCCCUCUUCAACCUCGCGACUAUGCAACGGGUCUGAGGGUAGGAUCCCCAAAUUAUUCACCAUCAUCAUACCCUUCGUCGCCCACUAAUUCCCUCGGCAACUCGACGGUUGCCACCGCCACACCCCUAACGGCCUACAGUUCGUCUCCUCCUCCUCCAUCGACACCCCUUUCUGGUCAACACAACAAGCCAGGAACGGCUCUCUUUGCCACACCAGACUCUGGCGCUUCAUUAUCCUCCCUGGCCAUGGAUCCUAGCAACAACAACAAUGGUUACCGCAGCCACAACAACAUUAGCGUGCCAUUGAUGGAGUCUGCCAACAUCCCUGUCCGAAGAGCAGUCCGUGGUCGGGAAGCGUCUGGCCAAUCGAUCAACUCGAUGCCCGCCGCGAUCUCGUCGAUGUCGGCCUCACCCACCACAGCCAGCAAUCCUAGGUUGUCUUCUCUUCACCCAGCGCCAUCGUCUUCUUCCUCUAAUCCUCGCCGACCCCUGGAGAUGAGCCCCUCCAGCAGUCAGUACCCAGCACGACCCACAAGCGCCUACACCACUACCCCUGGCGACGAGCGGUUCAUGUACCAGCAGCAACAGCAAUACACUACGGGGUUGUCACCUAGGCCCCAGCAGCAGCAACCAAAUCAACAACAGCUUUUGCAACAGCAACAACAGCAUCAUCAGCAGCAAUUGUAUCAAUACGAGCAAGCCUUCAACUAA
Linnemannia hyalina is the source of this 2121-nucleotide messenger RNA. NCBI's taxonomy places the organism in Eukaryota, Fungi, Mortierellomycota, Mortierellomycetes, Mortierellales, Mortierellaceae. The record is from the annotation of a GenBank genome assembly.